Molecule: messenger RNA, 1662 nt
Organism: Mangifera indica (mango)
Lineage: Eukaryota; Viridiplantae; Streptophyta; Magnoliopsida; Sapindales; Anacardiaceae
Product: putative disease resistance RPP13-like protein 1
Exons: 6
Coding region: 191-1126 (311 amino acids)
Molecular function (GO): protein binding
Source: RefSeq, a predicted model, not a curated record
UGAGAGUUUGGUUAGCCAAGCUUCCAGACGUGUCUUAUGACAUUGACGAUGUGCUGGAUGAGUGGAACACGAAGCUUCAGAAAUUGAAAAUUAAGAAAGCUGAAGCUGCAUUUAAUCCACUGAAAAAGUGGAGGUUGCUGGUGCCGGGGAGCUAGAACUGGAUUCUUCUUAUGAUAAAGUUAGACACUCAAUGAUAAAGAUUCAAGAAGAAGCCUCAUUUCCUAGCUCUAUUUAUACUAGAAAUACUUUUCUACGUAGCCUUGUUGUUGAUUGCAAUUAUGGUACUUACCCUAAGAUAGUUUUGUCCAAAUUAGUUGAUCAGUUGACAUGUCUAAGGUCAUUAUCUUUGAAUAAAUGUUCAAUUGAAGAAAUUCCUCUUGAAAUAAAUAAAUUAAUACACUUGAGGUACCUUGAUUUGAGUGAAAAUAAUAACAUAGAAAAAUUGCCUGAUACAUUGUGUGAGUUUUACAAUUUACAAAUCUUAGACAUUAGUUGGUGUGGAGCUCUCAGAAAACUACCUCAAGGGAUUGGAAACUUAAUCAACUUGAGACAUUUGUUGAAUUGGGGGAUUAACAAUAUACGUUACAUGCCAAAAAGUUUGCAGCAAUUAACUGGUCUACGAAUCUUACUCCUAUUUGUUAUUAAGUUGGAAAAUUUGAUAGAUGCAGAAAACGUCAAGGGAAUAGGAUUCAACAAUAAGGAAAACUUGCGUGAUUUGGAUGUUGACUUUGAGGGGAGUAUGAAUGAAGUGCAUGAUGAUGAAGAACUUCUUGAGUAUUUGCCUCCUUUGGGUAACUUACCAUCCCUUGAAAUUCUUUUGGUAGUUGGAAUGAAGAGUGUGAAAAGAGUGGACAAUGAGUUUUUGGGAAUAGAGAGUGAUGCCAUAUCAUCAUCUACAUCAAUUAUUGCAUUUCCCAAACUGAAAUUUCUUUCCUUCUGGAGGAUGGAAGAAUGGGAAGAGUGGAAUUAUGAUAUCACUAAUAGAGUAGGAGAUAUUUCAGUCAUGCCAUCUCUUAAGACCUUGGAAAUUUCGGGCUGCCCCAAGUUGACAUCACUGCCAAACCAUCUUCGCCAGAUGUCAACUUUGAAGAAGGAAUUUUAUAAUUGUCCUCUUCAUGACGAAUAGAGAAAACUGAUAGCUCAUUAUCAUCUUCAGCAAACCAUCAACUUCAACAAUGAUGCUGCAUAUGUGCAAAGACACCAACUCUGAAUUCUCAAACACCCAAGGUUGCCAUCUAUGUAACUUGCGGGAAUUUUAAAUCUACAUUUUCGUACAUUGAUUUCACAUGAUGGAUGCUCACUGGCAAGCAGGACGGUCCUUUCUGCAAAUAAAACAUUAAUUUCACAUUUUUGAAAUGACACGACCAUGAAUUCUCAAGCAGCUAUCGCCUUUGCUUCUCAGUGGAAAUGGAGGAAGGGAAAAUAGAAUAAUGAGACUCGGACCUUGCUAAAUGAUCUUGCUAGCCUCAAAUCAAGGUCGCUGACAAAUCAUCUUAUUAUAUGGCAACAUCAGAGAACAGGAUAAAAAAGGUCCAAUACUGUCAUCAUCUCCACCUGAUACGAACCAAGAUCUCCCAAGCUCUUCUCAACUUUGAUUCUGCAUAUGUGCAAAGAGAUGAUCUUCUGGAUUCUCUAAGAGCUACAAUUGCCAUCAAUUCACAG